This is a messenger RNA of Porites lobata, 28263 nucleotides long. Lineage: Eukaryota; Metazoa; Cnidaria; Anthozoa; Scleractinia; Poritidae. The record is from the annotation of a GenBank genome assembly.
GACACGCGAAGGUAAAACGUUCUGUGGAAUCUUUGCAGAGUCUGUUCCUUGUCUUCUUUUCAGCCGUAAAUGUUCGAAUUUUGGUAAUCAGGGACAUUCCAUACAACAUGGGCUGACUUUCUCACCAAACACGUUCGAUCGCAUGGCUUCGUGUCAUGUUUUGUACAGAUUUUCCGCAUGCCGUUGCAUUAAUCAGUGAUUAAUUUGCGAAAGCUUGAUACUUCAAGGAAUUGUCUCAAGGUAAGAUUUGGUGUACUCUGUCUUGUAUUGUGCGUUCGUAACUAGAAUGCAUGUAUCAUAUCAGGUUGUAGUAACAAUCGUUUAUAUCAAAGGGUUAAUUAAUAGUGGUCAGAAGAGGGAAAUCGCGUGACUUCAUGAUUCGAUAACUACAUGCACACUGACAUUAUAUAAUUUUUUAGCUUAAGAUUACUCGGCCUCUGUAAUCAGUGAAAAAAUUAAACCGCUGAUUACAAACCGGGUGUACAGUGCAGACUACUAAGACAUAACCCUUUCUCUAUGCGUGGAUAGUGAAAGUAAUGGGUAAUGAGCCUAACACUUCCAGGUCCUGCCCAAUUUUCCUUCCCUUACAGCCUGCAGCUCUUUUACGAUGGCAAAAUAUUAAGCGUUGUUGUGUAAUUUCCGCCUAUUUCCCCCACAUUUUUUUGGUAGUUUGUUGGCAGCUCUAGAGAGUUUUUGGGUUUGAUUUUUGCCCCACUUCCCCAUCACUUGAAAUCUGGAUAAUUAACCCCCUUGGUCAAAUACCUUCUUUCUAAACCGCAACUUUGAUCUAAUACAAGAAUAAGAAAUCAGUUUUGGCUGACUUAAACUAACACCUUGACAGAUUUUUACACUGGAAGCACAAUGUCUGUUUUAGCGAAAGAGUUUGAAUUUUUCGUUGAAUGUCAACAAAUUUGUUUGAAAGGCCAAUAAUUUUAUUAGUCCAGUGAAAUGGAAUAUCUCUUCAAUUCACUUCCUCCGGUCUUAAAAUAUGUUGAGGAUAUAUUUUAUUGUUGCCUUUAAAAAAUUGCCUUAUUUGAAUUCCCUCCAAAAUUUUACAUGUAUUUUGCCCAUCAGGCAAGUUAAGAACAGAGUUCACAAGCUUGACACUACAAAAUCCUCUAGGUGUAAGGCCCGGGUUAUCGGACACGAUUUUCUUUGCAUGCCGCUAAAAAAUGUCGACUUAUGUCCGCUAAAAAAAUGGCGACACCAGAAUAUGUGCGAGGAAAUUUCAAAGUAAAUGAUAUGAAAUGAUCUUAUCGUUACUGAGGCAAAAAAAAAAAUAAACAAACAAACAUUCAAAUGCAUUCUUGUAUUCUCAGCACCAAAAUUCGUGCUUAGUGAAGAACUAGAAAAAAUAAUGCUUGAAUAGUGUAAAACAUGCAGUCGUUAGUGAAUAUUAGAGUUGACGUUCGGUCACUUUCUAGGCUAUGAAGUUUUUCCCAAGGAUCAAGUAUUCCCGAUGUUUAUCUGAAACCAUUUCCUUUAACAGCUAACACCAGUUUGCCCAUUUUGUCAGAGCAAGGAGAAAUGGGUGCAUGUAUUCGCUGGUUUUCUUCAUGCACGUGCCGACGAGGUUCCAAAUUAUGAUAUUGAUUGACAUGCAUAUGGAGUCCAGAUAAAAGAAAAAGUCACACAGCAAUUCUUUUGGGUGCCAGAGAUUUAAACUCAGUCUCAUAAAAAUCUUUUUAUGUUGAUCAUUUACAGUAGCUAAGCGGGAAGAAUAUUUUGUUAUGGUCUUGUCUUUGGCCUUACCGUUGUAUUUGUGUAGGUCUCGUAAAGAAUACGUGGCUGUUGGUUUUUGAGGGAAUUCCUUGGCAACACUGGAUUUAGGAAGUGUUUUUUUUUUUUCUGCGUACCGUACAGUUAAAAUCAAAGGCAAUGUUAUCUCCACUGUAAUCAAUGUGCAUCGGGUUUUUUAUGCUUUUGAGUGUAUUUUGUUAGAAUACUUCAGAGACGUGUCUCCAUGCCAAAUGACAGGCGUACAGGUUUGCUUAGUUCUGGCCUGCACUGUAGCAGUUUAUAUUUCAUUGUUCAGGUCACCUUGAGAAAAGUUUCCCGGAGAGCAUCAUAUAAAAGCUCUGAGAUGGGACAAAGUUAAUACAGUUGAACCUCCACUAAUGGCCUCCUCUCCACAAUGGCAACGGCCACCAAAGCAGGUCUCCAUUCUGCCAAAAAGAACCUCCCUACGAUGGCCAGUUUUUUCAGUGAGUGAUGAAAAAGUCAAGACUGAUGCUAGUAUUCUUGAUUUAUCACGGCAAUCACAUUUUGAUUGUGUUUUGUUUAUACUGCUGCAGUUAGCAUAAAUUGUCUACGAUAGUUAAAGCAAAUGUUGCAAACUUUUCUCACAACCCUCUAAGUUAAAAUUUUUGUUGAGUGAAAUGAUUCAGCGACCAACUCUUUGGGUUUAGUUGGCAGGGGAAAUUUUUAAGCACCAAAAAUAUUAAUAAAAAUUCAAAUAUGAAAAAUUGUUAUUAACAAAAGCAGUUGGUAAGUUUAACUUAAAAUGCAGUUCUGUUUAUAAAUUACUCAUUUAUUGUGUAAGAAAUUAUUUACCAAUAGUUUGAGAAUAUUAGGUUUACAGAUUUAUCUCCUGAAUCAACACUGAAGCGGAAUUUUAAGGAAAAUUACCUGUACAGGGCUUCCAGAAUUAUGCAUUUUUUCCCAGCAAAUUAUGGCUAUUUUUUGGCGAAUUAUGCACCAAAAAUCCCCAAUUAUGUGCAAAUUAUGCAAAUUUUUAAGCAUAUUUUUAAGCCAAAAAUUUUUAAUGUUCAAUUAAUUUUAUUAAGCUUGCAAAUCAAGUAAGUCAAAGUAAGUUAGUCAACAAAAACAACUUACUGAGUGAUGCUGCUAUGAUUUUUUCGGGGUGAGUGAGAUAAAGUCACAUGGUUUAUAGCUAAAAUAAAACAUAUCAGUGCAAAUAUGAUGAGCAACAAUGAUUUAUUACACCAAACGUAUUUCUCAUUCCUUCCACGCACUCAUGGCAGACUUUCACUAAAAUUAAUCUCUUCAUGAGCUGGAGUUUUGCACUUGAAUGAAGUCUUCAAUGUCUGUUGUUUCGCUCGCCUUGAAGAAGAUUCAUCCAUUCGCUUGAUGUGUUGAACAGCUGAAAGGUGCUUGUCAAGAACUGACUUUCGUUGGUGUUCCACAACAACAUCACAAGUUGAACAAAAUAGGAGAUUGUUUAUCUGCAUGGAACUUCCUGGGAUAUUGCUUAGCCCGCUGUUGUGGUGUACAUGGCUUUUUCUUUGGUUUUACUUUUAAUACAAACUUUAAAUCCAUUUUCAAAGCGAAAACACAGAAAGAAGUUGUUUUGCUGCCAAUUAAUUCGAAGAGGGGUGCUUUGUUGUUUUUUUUUUCAGACUUUUUUGGCAAAAUACCUGUUAGAAUCUUUCUUGAUAUUCUCUUGUGGGUUCAGGUUUUCUAAAGCGUCUUUUUGUGGCCUGACAUCUUCAUUCACGGCAUUUUAAAACUUCGUCGCCAUCUUGACACUGAGACGUACGGAAGGAUUGCCAUGUCAAUUUUGUAAUUUCACAUGUGAAAUUACAAAUUAACGCUGAAAUUUCGCGCCAAAAUUAAGGAGUAAUUUGUCACCUAUGAUAUCAUUAUUAUUAUUAUUAUUAUUAUUAUUAUUAUUACAUGUAUUAUUGAGCUAUUUUUUUGAAAAAAAAUCUCAUAUGUCAGUGGUGUGAACGUAUGUAUCUUCAUGGCUUUGUGGCUCCGUAUGUUUGUUGCAGGAGCCAAUAAGGUUGAAGGUACUAUGAGUUGAUGCUUAGGAACCAAUCAGAUCUUGGCAUCUAUUAAACAUAUGGUAUUGCCAAAGGUCAAACAAGGGCACUUUGAGACCACCAUGUUGAUUCUUCACAAUUUUUCAUCUUUUAUAAAUUAUUGCGGGUACAGGUGUUUGGAAGCAUUACAUUAAAAUUAAUAUCUUCAUGAUUCAAAUGCUGUGUACAGUGAUGCAGCUGUUUAAGGGUUCAUAUUUUAGUGUGGAUGCUGCUUCUGGACAUUUCUGACCUAACUCGGCUAUCGCGAAUGGUACUUCUGUCAAGGUACAUGUAUUGUAUAAAAGAUCAUUUAUUUUUAAAGCUCUUCGGGUGAAACAAUAAUUGAUAUUUAGAUAUGGACUUUAAUUCGAAAGUAUGCGGCCUAAUAAAUUGUGUUUUUAGAAGUUAUGAAGGCAUCUUACUUUUUUGAAAGCUGCACCGUGUACUGUUAAUCCUGUAAACAAGCUUUAUUCUCUCACUUACAUUUCAACAGACCUUUUUUGUUCCGGCAAAAAAAAAAACAAUUAAAAAACGACAUGAGCAAGUGAACAACAUGAUACACUGUACAUCCUUCCUGCUUUAACUAAGUGUUACAGUUAUUGAAACAUAUAUUAUUUAGUAAAGAUGCAUAACUUAAGUAGAAACAGUAAAGUUAGGAAAUAAAAUUGGGAGAAGCUAGUUGACACAAUAAUUAAUUUUAUUGAGUGGAAUAACAUGAUAUGAGGAGAAAUAUAUUUCGGCAGUUUGAUAAUUUUCUUGAAAGUUAACCAAUGUGAGGCUAUCAACCUUGACGUUGUAUGAAGCAUAAUUUAAUUGCACUGUAAAGCUGAUUUUUCGUUUGAGAAAAUUUUGUAGGAAACAAUUUGCGUUUAUUUUACGCACAAAUUGUAAAAGGGCUAAAAUCCAACAUCUUCAUGUGUAAAUUGUGGGCGUGAGUUAUUUUGAUAAUUCUGUUUACUUGAUUACUGUGUGAUAACUCGAAUUCCCUCACGUACAAACCACGAAAGGGGCAAAGUCGGACACUUUCACAUGCAAACUGUGUGAUUCUACAUCUCAUGCUGGUUUUCACAGUAACAAUUGUAACUUGAAUGUUUAAGAAGCAACAACUUACAACACUUUUAGAAUUAAGUCGUGAGGGUUAAAGACUGUUUUAUUACUUAAGUAGAAUCAUGCCUGACAACUUAACCUCGUGAAUAAUGAUGAUGCAACUAUUCUCAUUUGUGUAAAAGCCGCAGCGUGACGAUUUAAUCAACUAGAUUACUGCGUGCUCCCUUGUAAAGCAGUCUAUUGGUCCUUUACGGUCCCCAGGGAAUUCCCUAGGCCUUUUAUACGCCCUAGCAAACAAAUUUGCCGUCUUCUCGCAAGUCUGCUUUACAACGAGUGAGCAAGUUUCCCCACCCUCCUCCCCUUCAGUGGCGCUGGAAAAUUUUCUCUAUCAGCCCACCCUUUGCCUUAUGCAAAAUUUUUCACCCAUAACUUAUCCAUCAAAAGGCAUAAGGUGGCUUUUAUGUGAAUGUGAAUUAGUUACCAUCUAAAACAAUGAUGAAAAUCAUGACAUUUCUCAGCUAUUUGGUAUUCGACAAGUUUUAUUAUUUUAAGAAACCUUGAAACCUUCGAGUCUUCCCUCUAGGCAACGUUUGGUGAGUUGAUAUUCAUAGUACUCUGGCAAUUUGUUUAUUUUGCACCAGAUGUGAGAAGGAAAGACAAAGAAAAGUGAAUCUGUAGUAUGAGAAUCGAAUGAGCUAUAUGCAGUGGUUAUGUACAGCAAUACCCAAUUUCGCACAAAACGUAGCUUUAAUUUAGCUAGGAUUAAAACAGUAGAUUGCUGAUACUGUUACACUGAAGCAUUCAAAACAGCUCAUGCAUGAAAAACGUGCCUAUGUUUAUUGUACAAGUGUGUGAAGUUGAUUGUGUGACAUUUUGGUAUUGUUUGCUUACUUGUACACAUAAAACGUACCGCUAUCUGGGGGGUAUAUCGCCACUAGUAAAAGUGCUUUAUGCAUUGCAGCCUUUUCACUGUUUUUGUCUUAGGCUGCGUGCAAAUGGAUGCAACAUUGUUGACCAACAACUCCCAACAUUGUUGGAUGUUACAUGUUGCAUUUGUUUGCACACCCUGUUGCAUGUUGUUGGAUGUUGUUGCGUGUUGUUGCGCAAAGUUUGAAACUGGUCAAACUUUUCAGCCAACGACUCCCAACAUUUCUUUUGUUCCGUGAUCACUGAAGCAUGGUGCAACAAUGUUGGAUCCAUUUGCACAGCUCUUCCAACAUUGUUGGGGCCAUGCAUGCUCAUUACGCAUGGUUUACAAAGACUUAUGGGCUGUAUCCUUCCCAUGAUGCACUGCAGGUCCUAACAUUGUUGGGAGUUGUUGCAUCCGUUUGCACACCAUUGCCAACACACACGCAACAAUGUUGGGAGUUGUUGCGUGCGUUUGCACGCAGCCUUAGACUAGAGUCUACUUUUAAUACACAGUCUGGAUUCUCUGUUAAUGUCACUAUUCCGCUUGUAAGAUACGCAUGCAAACGUCACGCAAGUAAAUGACGCACGCAGGCUAAAUAAACAACAACUACAUGAUGGCGUAAUAAGGGGGGGACACAGCCCUGUGGCUGGUUAUAUAUAGCGACUUCGGGUUAUGUGCACAAAAUAACACAAGUCUUACUUAUCGCCCCACUACCGUGGGGUAGGACAAGAAUCUUGGCAGAGCCUUUCUUAUCUCCCUAGCGCCGCACGGGCUGGAUCGGACAAGAUUAAGGCAAAGGAAUAACUCAAAAGAUGGCAAGACACAAGCAAUGCCAAAAGCUUGGGGGAAGUCGCAAUGCAGACUUAACCGCACCACAGGGAGUAACCCAGCAAAAUUUAUUGAGACAUAACAUAACAACAACUCCUCCGAAGGGAGGGAGGGCGGGUAACAAAACUACUUUAAAUGAUUGCUUUCGUGCAAGCUAACCAAAUAAUGACUAGGAGUGGCAUUGGCAAAGCUUUAUAGUCAGACAGUGUCUCAAAGUACGGCCAAUAGGCACAGUUGUACUAUAAACCGUCUCAACUUAUCAUGAUUAAGGUCUAGCCAUGAAUAGCGCUGAAUAGGGCUUUGAAAACAGGGACCAAUCUUUGCGAAGCUAAGAAAUACACGAUGACAAACAUGCAACAAAUUAGUGAGGUUCUAGCCACGAAAAGCUUUUGUUUUCUGCUUAAAGAAUAGAGUGCUUUCAUUUAAUGAAUCUGGCUUUCAAUAUAUAUCACCGAGCCUAAGACGGGGCAGGCUUUCUCGGCCUACCCCCCCUGGGGCUUCAUGCUCCAUUAACUGCAUUUACCCGCUGGUAAAUGUCUCAUAUAUGCUGGGCCUGUAGUUUUCAGUUUGUGCAUGGUCUGCAUUUUACAGUGACUACAGACUCAAUAGUCGAUUAUGUAUAACCCACCCAGUAGCUGUGGCUCAAAUCUGGGAUUGAAUGCAGGGUUGGCAGAUAAAAAAAUGUCACUUAUUAAUGUCGCCACAUCAUGCCCAUGACAUUUGAGACACAGGUACAGUGGAACUUUGUCUAAUACAGCCACCUCGUAAUACUGUCACCUCGUUAAUACAGCCAUAUUUUUUUUUGGGCACGCCGCAAAACUGCCAUACAUUUUCUUGUAAAAAACCCUCAUUAAUACAGUCACCCGUUAAUACGGCCAAAUUUUUUGGUCCAUUUGUGACUCUAUUAAAGGGGUUCCACUGUAAUGAGAACCAACCAAUUAAUGCAGACUUUACAUACACCAUCGUAUCAAUCAUAAAGAGCAUUUUAUGGACUGUGUGACUGCGAGAUGCGGUUCGCAAGUCCAACCCACAAAAAUGACCCUUGCUCGCCAACGAGUCUUCAGUAGCUCAGAGGUCAGAGCAUCCGAUCUAGAACACGGAGGGUCGUGGGUUCAAAUCCCAUCUGGGGCUCAGAUUUUUUCUGUGUCCUCUUAUGGUUGAUUCUUUACAUCUCCCUUUAUUUCCUUUAUAAAGAGCAUUUUCCAUGGUAAAAAAAACUGUAGUAAAUUUAUUAUGGGGUCAGUUUAUGGUACUAGCAUGUGGUUACACAUGAAUUAAUCACCAAGGUAAAUAAGCCACUGUUAAGUCUUCAUUCAGGCUUUGGCGGUUAUAAUCGUGGUCGAUUAGAGCAGGAUUUAAUGUUAUGUUAAAAACAUUAUGUUUUGCAGAUUUAAGGAAAAUUCCAUCAGGUUAUAUCAGUGCUGAUAAUUUAGAAAGAGGUAUGUAUCUUUUUUUUUUUUUUUUAAAUUUAGGCCUUAAAUUCCAUUGUACAAUCCAGCCCCCCAUUUUAGCCUGAGUAUCAGGCCUUCCUAAGGGGCUAGGGGAGAGGAGGUUUAGAUGGAGGCGGGGAAGAAGAAUUCUCUCCUUCAGCUCUCUCCCUUUUUCGCUUUCAUCUUUCCCCUUUUCCCCCAGAAACUCCUGAUACUCAGGCUAGCCCGUUUCAAAUAUCCGUCAGGGAUUAUGGCAUAUUUUUGGUAAAUUAAGCGGCCCAAAACACCCGCUGAAAUAUUUCUCUGUUACUUUCAUCUAAGUGUGAAAUCUGUCAUGUCAGCAUUGAUAUUUCCUGAAACAUCACAAAAAAAAACCCAUUACAUGUGAACAAUUUUCUUUGUUGUUGUCUAUUAAAUGAAGAAUCUUAAUUGGCUUUCUUGCCUUUGGUAUCAGAACAUUUGUACAUGUGGCAUUUGUCCUUGCAAUGGUCACUCUCACAAAUUUGCUGGUGUCGUCAAUUCCCUUAAAUAAGUUUGUUUUGCUUGACUGACUGCACGUUUUUGAAGAACCCCGUUUAACAAAAAAAAACAAACCUAAAAGUCCAAUUUUUUGUACACCUCAUACAAUGCUGUGGUUCAAUUUUCUCCUCAUAAAAUACUCCCCAGUGCUAGUCCACUUUUCUUAACUUCAUGAAAAUUCCAGUGGUUAAUUAUCAUGAACAGAAGCUUUUUUUGACUUCUGUGACCUUGCUGUCUCCAGUGGGUGAACCUGUGAACACUUUAUGCUAACACCUGUACACCAGUGCAUUUAUGUUAGUGAGUUCAUCUCAGCUCUGCAUGCACCCACGUACAUGUGUGUAUCUUUCAUGCACCAUGAGAUUGAGAAAACCUUUUCAUAAAUGGUUGCUGUUAAAACUUCUGUUGGCUAACUCGAGGAAACGUUGGUACAAAUAUUAAACACUCUCUUGGAUGAAAAUUACGUACUCGGAACACGAAAAUGUUGUUUAGCAAUUUAAACCCAUGGUUCGUACAAUCUUGAAAAGGUCUGGAAUUUUGCUAGUCGUCUUGAAAAGUCCUUGAAUUCAAUUUUGGUCCUUGAAAAGUACUUGAUUUCUUUAUUAGGUCUUGAAAAGUCCUUGAAAUAUAUUCACAACCUUGUCUACUCCAGACACCUUUUUUUUCCCUUUUCCGAGGAAAAUUUGGCUCACCCUCGGUUUAAGAACUUGUAAAACUCACGGGAAGCGUGUAAAACAUUUUUGUGCCUGAACAAUAUUUUAUUUCAGUUUCUUUAUUUCAAAUGCUAUUUCUGUAUCUCAGAUGCAAUCGCAAGUCAUACCCAUGCCAGUCAUUUUGCAAAGUCUUGUUUCGGAAAGUAGCAUAAAAUAAUGUGAUCAACAAUGGCCGAAGAAGUAAAAAUAGUAAAAUAUGACACCAUGAAAGAAUGUCGAUUUAUGAAAUAAAUUUUAGUCAAUGAAAACUGUAAUUUGUCCUUGAGAAAUCCUUAAAAAGUCCUUGAAAUUUGUUUGUCUGAAGUUGUACGAACCAUGUUAAAACGAUUAAAUGAAAAACGAUUGAACCAAACUUAAUGGUAAACAGAAUAUUCUUGUUUAGCAUGUAUAAUUUUCACCAAGACCGAAUGUGUUGACAGAAGUUUUCUUUUGCAAAAGUUGUUCCAGUCUACAUCUAGUAUGUAGCCUCGUCUGCUGCAACUUUGAGGAUCAACUCUAGAUCUACUGCUUGGCAACGUCUUCUGCAGUUUGUUUUUGCUCUGUGGUCUUACUGCCAAAUGUAGACUAAGUCCAGGGGAUAUUAUAUCAAUAUCUGACUGUGAUUUUUUGAGCUGUGUUGGUACAUGUACAUGAAGAAAGCCUGCUAUGGCCUGAAUAAGAAAUUGGAAGACUUGCAAACUUACAAUUUAUUUGCCUGUGUUUACUUAGUACAUUUUAGUGUUUUUGAAACCUGAUUUUUGGUGUUUCAAAUUAAUCAACGUUGAUAGAUGUGGGUGUCACUAUCCCCCAUGUUACUAUCACUAUUCCAUCCUUUUCAAGUAAAGAAGAAUUUAGACCUGAAAAAAUUUUCUCAAGUAUUAUUUACAAGUAAGUAACUACUGAAAUCAGAAUUAUAUCUUGUGUAUCUUACAACGUAUCUUAAACAUUUUACCCAGGUAUAUGGGUGGUAUUUUUUUUUUGUCAUAGUCAAAUGCACUUUCUUGACUUCUCAAUGUAAUUCAUAGAACCCAAGUAAAAAUUUAUGGUAGGACACUGUUUUACGUCUCCUACCUCUACAUGGGUUCUGAAAACAUUUGGGUACAUGUGAAGACAAAGAGGAGACAAUUCCAAUAAGCUUACAACAAACAAGCCAUGUCUCCUAUACGCGCCUUAUACAUCUAUCAUGGCUCAUUUGGGUUACCACACCACGCUCAUACAUUGUUUGUACUACAAGCAAAACAGUCAUUUCCACAUGGUCAUCUAAACUAUGUGAAGGUCCAGUCAUUUGUAGGGCAAAGCCAGUACCAAAAUGUUUAUGCUGGUACAUCAUUAUUCAUGUAAAACAGUAUUCUGCACGAGAAUGACCAUUUAUUUUACAAGGAUAAAGAUUUUGCAGUUUGAUAUUUUGAUACAUUGUAAUAAUAAUUUCUCAAGGUCCGACUGAAGUGAAAAUAUAAGUUAUCAGCCAGCCAUUUUUAAUGAGAAAAAUGCUUUCCAGCAAUAAUACAGAGCUGUACUUGUUGGACACCUCAAAUACCCAAGUAUACCCAACUUCAUCCUUUGAUUUCCUUUUUCCUGGCGAAUUUCCAGUGUUUGUUUGAUGUUAACACAACUGCAUCGUUUUUGUAUAGUUCUAUUGCAGUGACUGUGAUUCAAGUUACUUCUUAGGCAUCCUGUGAUGUCCAAGCUUACAGAGGUAAUAACAACUUAGCGUCAUAGCCCCUUUUGUAAAUACUAUCAUUUUAGUGUACUAUCUUGUUAGUAUAGGUGUACGCGGUGCCACAGUGUGCAUUUCAACUAACAAGUUAGCACGUGUCUUUAUAACAUACAUGUAUCACGCUUAUAUCACACUUGUGAUAAUGCCAAUUGAAAAAGUCACGUUUUAGUGCAGGAAUGGUUCUUCCAUGCACUGUACCGAGCAUAUUACUUAACCGAACCAAACCAAAUCUUUGAGAAAUCUUGGAUCUCAUGGUUUUUACAAAAUGAUUUUUAGAUCUAUUUCUUCUGAUUUCAUACACUCAACACAUGUCACGAAAGCUUGAGCAAAAUUGGGAAUGGUCGAACAAAACCUUCCUUAAUACAUGUACUUGUCUCUGAGCCUGUACUUCAGGUGAAGAUUUUUAUUUCCAACAAUAACCUGAACUAGGCCUGAGGAGAUACAGGGAGUUUGGGCCCAAAACUGCAUUUUUUGGACAAUUUUCCCCCUUGAAAAUUAGGUUUUUGCGCGGUGAAAAUUUCAAACAUGCAAACAUUUAAAACAAACAUUUAAAACUUUGGUAAUACAUCAUAGCAAGUCAUCUUCCUUUUCUUCGUCAUCAUCAUGAUCUUGUUUUUUUAGAGCUCCUAGCCUGGUCAUUGUCACUUAGAAGGGGGAAAUGUUUUUGAGACAUUUUUGACCUCAUUUUUUUCUCACUUGUAGUACUGUAGCACUCCAGUCUUUGUCUUGUUACUUUUGACCAAUAAAUUGUUGGCCUUUGGGACGUGAAAUCGACAAGGUUUAUCUGCUAAUCUUCGUUUAGGGUAGGCGUGUUUAUUGCUGGUUUUCAACCUUGCUCCUGAAGCCAUCAUUAUUCUUAUCUUGAUGUUUUCUGACGGACAAAACGUUACCUGAAAUUUUCAAACUGUAAUGAAGAUAGUAGUUUCGUGUCCUUACUUCAAAGGUCAUUCAGUGAAGUAAUCUCUUUCUGCUAAACACUUUAUGAUCUCACUUGAAACUGCGGUGAAAUUUUAGUUUGCUCUUAUUGGCUAAUUUUUUAGUGCCAAUGUCUCUCUCCUUUACAGAGUCCUUUUUGGGCCCCUGAGAGGUUGGGGAAGAGGAAGAGAAAACGUGCAGAGGAUAAGGGUGAAGGGAAAGAGGAGAUUUCCAUUCUUGUUUAAUUCAAGAGGGGGGCCUCUGCGGAAGAGAGCGGCACCAAAUAGCCUGAAAUAAUUUUUCAAGCUGUUACCCAGACCCUUCAUAAGAGAUGGACACUACUAUGCGAGGGGCUCCUGCAUUAAGUAAUCAAACUUACCCUAUUUCUUUCAUUAGCAUUUGCCACCUCCCAACACAGCAUCUGCAUCACAGCAAUGCCAAGGAAGCAGUUCAAGCAACCCUUCCAGCAACAAAUUGAGAGUUACUCUGUUAAGCAGUGAAUGGAGGUCAACAAAAGGAGGCUUGUCAACCAUCAACCGAGAGCUGGCCAUUCAGUUGGCGAAACAAUCCAGUGUGGAGGUCAGUGUUUAUGUUCCUCAUUGCAGUGAAGAGGACAAACGAGUCGCUGCAAGUCACAAUGUCCAUCUCAUUAAAGCAGAAGAAAUGGCAGGUUUUGAUGACCCAGCUUAUUGGUUGUCCUCUCUACCACACGAUCACGCUGUGGACUGCGUGAUAGGUCAUGGGGCCGUUCUUGGUCGGCAUGUGCAGUUUAUUAAACUUCAUCGUACUUGCAAGUGGAUUCAGGUCGUUCAUACAGCUCCUGAAGAGCUUGGUAUGUACAAAUCGUAUGCAGAUGCCAUUUCUAGAGGUGCAAAAAAGCACCAGGCUGAGGUAAAACUCUGUGAAAAAGCUGAUCAAGUUGUAGCUGUUGGACCUAAGCUGGCUGAAGCUUUCUCAAGUUAUCUUCGUGCUUGUGGAAAGGAUCAAGAUGUUUUAAAUCUUACUCCAGGUAUCUUCUCUGAGUUUGCUUAUGUAACGCAAGCAACGGAAGAAAGAAAAACAUUUAAGGUUCUUGUGUUUGGACGUGGUGACAAUGAAGAUUUUGAGUUGAAGGGGUAUGACAUCGCUGCUAAAGCCAUUGCCUUGUUGAAGGACGAUCCACAGCCCUAUAAUCUUUUGUUUGUUGGUGCAAGGGUUGGAGAAGAGGAGAAAGUAAAGAAUAUGUUGCUACACCAUGGCAUUGAUCGCAGCCAAUUAAGUGUUCGUUGUUUCAAUGAAAGCAGAGAGCAGUUAGCCCGGUUGUUUUGUGAAGUGGAUCUUGCUAUAAUGCCAUCACGAACUGAGGGCUUCGGGCUUACCGCCCUUGAGGCUUUAUCCGCCGGUCUACCUGUGCUGGUCAGUGGGAAUUCGGGUCUUGGAGAAGCUUUGAAAGACGUUCCUUAUGGUGCAAGUUGUGUGGUGGAAUCAGAACAUCCUAAAGAUUGGGCAUAUGCAAUCAGACGUGUUCGGAGGAAAAAGCGGACUUUGCGACUUAGGGAGUCAAGUGUUCUUCGAGAAGAAUAUGCAACGAUGUACAAGUGGCAGGAUCACUGUCAUAUGCUUACAGAAACAAUGCGUAACAUCUCUCGAGGUAAGAAUGUAUAACGGAGACAUGAGAUGUCUUCGCUACAUUGUAUCAGGAGUUUAUCGCAAAACGUAGAAGAAAAUUGUGGGACAUGUAAAAGGGAACCAUAAUCACAGGGACAUAAGAGGGAUGUAUCUCGGUAACAUGCAUAUGGGAUGUAUAAAAGGGAUAUAUGGGAGGGAUAAGUUUUGAAAUGUACAGACAGGGGUGUUUUAGUGUGACACGUACAUGUAAGAGAGAUGCAUAACAGAGACAUGUAACACUUACAGGGGUGCAUUCCACGUGCCGUUAAGGGGAGACAUAAGAGGACACUGAAUGUGGCACAGUAAUGAGCUAGUACUAGAAGGAUCGCAGUUCAGCUCGAGGUGCUUUUUCCUAAUCUCUUCCUUUGUCAAAGCCUUGCCUCUAUUCACAAUACAAGCUUGAUUCCUACAUAUUCAUAAGAGCUCGAGCUUGUUAUAGGUUAACACAACUGGAGGUUUGUUCCACCUGCACCCUUUGUUGUCUGUUGUGGAGAGGUGUAACUCCACUUUUCUAGACUUCAUGACUUCUUGUAUAAUACAGUCAACCCCCUAUAUUGCAGACCCUGUAGGGACCUUGAGUUAGAGUCUUCAUUAGUGAGCGUCUGUAAUAGCGGGAGUUUAUUUCAGUCAAAUGUCUAUAAUAUACUUUUGCCUGGGAUUUAGCUGCUGUCCGCGUAAUCGGGAUGUCCGCAAGGCAAGAGUUGAUUGUACUUGCCUGCGCUUGCUUGAUUAGUUUUCUGCUAGCUCAGAUCAUUGUUCAGACACUUGGUACUCUGUACCACCGUUCUUUCGAACAAAAUGAAGUAAUUCCUAACUUCGCCUAUGAAGCAGGAAUCAGUCACUCAACUUUCUUGUCCUUAACCGUUAAGAAUCGGCCAAACCAUUGGACACUUCUUUUUCAAUUCUUAACAAGACGCUGUGGGAGCGUAUAUUUGGGUUACGAUGUACUAGGCGUGUGUGAAAUUUUUAUGUGUGUGUUAGGGAUGUGUGAGUAGUGUAGUAGCGUUGCAUAUUUUAGGGGUUAGUCGAGAUGUGUGGAGUGGAAGGCGUGGAGUUAUAGUGGACGUGAAUUGGUGAGAUAAUGGCUGUAGUUUGUUAAUCAGUGAAACUUGUUUCUCGUAGAAUUACAUUUGAAGUAACCAAAAAUUAUUAUUUUGGGAGGUAAAAGUGAUUUUAGGUGUUGCAGUGAGGUAGUUGUGGAAGUGCUAAUUCGGUUAUGAAGGGACAUUGUAGUUACAGUGUGUUGAAAUGAAGUGGUGGUUGUGAAAAGUCCUAUCAAUAGUCGAAAACAUACUUGUACCUAUUGAAAACGUUGUUAAGUUUUUACUUCGGCGGAGUGCAAAGUAAAGGAUCCGCGACGCUCAGGAAUGUUGAUAUUUUUGGGACAAGAUUGGGCACGCAGAGUCUGUGGGUUUUCAGUUUUAUUCGGCUAUUUGACGAAGUGAGAGCCGAAUUAGUUCGAGAUAUCUCGAGAUCACUUCGAUUUCUUUGAUUUAUUCUUUAACUUAUCCGAGGAAGAAAGAAUUAUUAUUUGGGAGUGACCCAAAUAAAGUAAUCGUAAUGUCUUGUUUUGACGCAAAUGUGCAAUAAGCACGCAAUACGUGCUAACGUAAACAAGGCAAGUAAACAAGCGAAGCAAGGCGAAUGUCUGCCAUUCGAACGUCUUGUACAAGGAAAGAGGCAUGUGGGAAAAAAAGCUUUUCUAGCACGGCACUUUAUCGCACUUUUACGAUUUUUACCUCAUCGAAAUUUGGAAGUCUGAAGUCCAGGGAUAAAAUCUAUCAAAAAUAUUUGGAAUAUUAACAUCAGGUUUUGGUCACAGUAAGAUCACAAGCAACGAACAUUGAGACAGAAACUCACAAAACGGUUCGAAAUCCAUCAAUCAAAAAUCACAAACAAUGACGUUUUGAACCCGUUGAAGUAAACUUUUGUUUCCUAAGAGGUCCCCUAAGAUGAUUGGCGUCUGACAUUUUUUUAACGAGAGGAUCGAAAUGCACCAAUCGUAGAAAGACAAUUUUAAUUGCAUGAUUCCUUAGGGGUCAUCUAAAUUUGCUGUUUUCUUUAUUGUAUAUGCAUUUUCUUGUCCUUAUUUUGUGAUUGAUCGAUUUUGUUACGUCGAGUGGAUAAUCCAAUGAGGGACGAUUUGGUUUUCGUUUGAUCCGAAAUUUUUCAAAGGGGCAGCAAGAAGUGGUUUGGAUGAAAUUUGGUGAUGCUGUUUCGAGGAACGUGUCAAUAUAUUGUUGAAGUAUGUAAUCAUGCCUUAAACUUACAAAUGCACAUACUGUUCGCAGUCGGCCCACACUAAAAAAUGACACUAAGCGUUUUCGGAAUGGGCUGGUCCGCUAACUCAAAGGAAAACAAAUGAAAUUCUCAAGACAUUCGGUGACAUCAAAGACUCAUAGACGCAAUGACAAAUCGCAAUAUCAGGGGUGUACGUGUGAAAUGGAUAAGAGUUUGAAGAGAGGAAUGUGUAUCAAGUUUGAGAGUCGGAAGAUUUGUAUCGCUGGUAAUCAUUUUGACAACAGUGAUUUGGAUAUUCACAAUGCGGAAGACAAGAAACUGCCUGAUUGAAGGACGAGACGAUUGUCAACAAUUGAAACCAAAAGGGAGUCAUCCUUCUUUUGUAACUACUGUUAUAGGGGGGAGGGCUGAAAUUUUGUGUGCGUGCUCGGGAGCUUUGAAAAAGCGGUGAAGUCAGGGGAAAGCGUAAAAUCUGGCUAUAGAACUUAGAGCCUGAUUGAGCCGGGCUGGCUCGCUUUGCAGAAAACCCGGCACCUUGGUUAAACGCAACAAAUAUCAACUUUGCGAUCGUAUAACAACCGAGCCAACCCAGUUAACUGGGAUCCCAGGUGCAAAUUUUCCAAGUAAUCACGCUUACUGGGCGACCCGGCGAAUCAACCAAGCAAAAAACAGGACAGUAGGCAACACACUGUUCGUUCGCAUUGCUUAGAACGCGGUUUGCACGUGAAGAUGUUGGACUCUGCCCCUUUUACGGUUCGACUGUGAAAGAUUGCAACUUGUUUACGAGGUCAUUUUGCUUAAUAAGAUUUUGAGAAAUCACCUCCUUUCCGGAAAUAUGUAUUGAAAUUAUACAUCAGUCAAUGUUACCCUUAAUUAUCUCAUGCACGAGAUCAUGGAAUUUGCGUGACAUUUUCUUUGGCGCUUGACAACUGAGAGCAAAAAUAUAAUGAAACUCUUGGCAAUAAGCCAAACCAUUCACACCAUGUGCUGUGAGGACGAUUAUUUUCCAAAUUAUUUAAUGGUUUGUCUCACUCAGUGUACCUUGUUUUUCCAAGUUUGUUUUCUAUUGCAAAUUUGUUUGCCGUGCGUUAUGUAACGAAGAUAAAUGCUGUGUCGUGACACAGUGCGCGGCAGACAUUCGCGCCGCUUGGCUUGUUUACGUUCGCACGUAUUGCCUGUCUAUUGCAACUUUGAAUCAAAACAAGCGAACUCGAUUACUCUGUUUGGGCGACGCCCAAGUAAAAUGAUAUUGUUAGCAUCACGUACAUUUUGCAUUUUACGUUGGAUGCUAAUCAGUUCUUAUUAGUGAUUUAUGCCAAAUUUCUUUAAUUGGAACGGUGCUUACAGGAAGAAAAAUUUGCAGUGAACGUUUAUUUAUUUAUUUAUUUAUAUAUUUAUUUGUGUUUACAGGAGAAAAUCUCGAUGUCGUAACUGAUUGUGACGCCUGUGAACAAGAGGGAGCUUCAUCAACCGAAAAUGGUAAUCAGUAAUUGUAACGGUGCUUACAGUAAGAAAAAUUUGCAGCGAAAGUUUAUUUAUUUAUUUAUUUCUGUUUACAGCAGAAAAUCUCGAUGUCCUAGUUGACUGUGAGGCCUUUAAACAAGAAGAAGCUUCACGUACCCAAAAUGUUAAUCGGGAGGAAAAUGCCGUUGAAAAAAGAUAUCCCUCUUCACAAGAGAUUGUGAAUCUUAUUGCAGAAAAGUAUAUUCAGACAAUUGACCCCUCUAAUCCAGAGGGGUUAAAUGCUUUUCUUGAGUAUAUGGAAAAAGUGCGCCAAACCAUAGUUAUCGAUGUGAAGAAGGGAAGCUUGAUAAUCACAGUGCAGUGUCGCUCACUGCGUAUUCUCGACGAACUGUGGGAAGACUAUUGCACAGGCCAUCUAAAAGAAGUGGCACAGAGGUGCCUUGUCACAGAGGGGGUUCUAAAAGAAUUGGGUGUUGAGGCCGUACAACUUACGGUGACUAUCAAUGAAGAGGAGUACAGGGCUUAUCGAAAGUACUUAUUGGGGCAUGAAGGUGGGUAUGAAAAAUAAUUUGACUCAAUAAUUUCUUUACGCCUAGUAAUUUAGUCUAAACAGUAAGACUGAAAAUUGCCUAAAACAGGAGUUUGCCCCUUAGUCGCAGUCGUUUUCCGUUCGUUUACUCCAUCUCUGUCAGAAUGAAAAGUGCAUAACUUGCGCCCAAUUCUGAGAUGAUUGAGGGAACAGGAAACCCAAAAUUCCUUCAAAGUUUGCAAAAGCGCAGUGCGAUACAAUAAAUUUAGGCUUUUGAAGGUUACUUGUACUGAUAAAAGUACGGUGAGAUUUGUCACUUAAUUCAGUAAAAUCUCUGUAAAGCUUUCUCUUUCCACCGGCUUGACAAAUAGGCUGUAAUAUGCAGGCGGCAUUGCAAUAAAGUUGCUUACGCCAUUCAAACCAGUAGGGCUGUUAAUGCUGAUGCUUUCAGUACCGGUUACGGAGGUCAACGUUUUGCGUUGUUCUCGAUUCUGAACGAUCAUUUCAUCACUACUACUACCACUGCCAGUGCCACUACCACUACCACUACCACUACCCCUGCUACUGCCGAUGCCACUGCUACUACCACAACCGCUGCCACUGCCACUACCAUGUCUUGACUUGCGUUACAUGUUGUAACUUACCUACCGGUGUUGAAAGUUUUAUCUACGAUUAUUAGUUUCCGAAUUUUGAACAAUCGGACAUUUGAGAUUGUUGAGAAAGAAUGCGUGGUUUGGGAAUCAUAAGGGAACCGAGAUCAGGGUGUGAGCGAGGGAGAUUAAAACUGUGUCAAUUCAACCAAUUGUGAGUUCUUUUUUCGUUGUUACCGAUUCCCGACAAAAAGUGACGACCCUGCCGAGACCGAUUCUCAAGGAAAUCGUAACCUGGAGUUCAGUUCACGUAAAGAAUACAACGCAGCGAACAGACCACGUUUGUAAGCAAUGUGACGGAGCUUGAACAAGCUUUGAAGAAGAUAGACUCUAAAUUACGCUUGUUGAAAUUUACGCGAGAUGACGUACGCAGAAUCCAAGAAAAGAACGAGUUAAAGGUGGCGGGGCGAUUGCAAAAAGCCCUGGAGCAACAGAUAGGUAGCGUUCACGAACAGUUAAUAGAAAUUAGGCGCUAAAAACAGGAAAAGGAGAUCAACCCGAAGACAUGCGUAAAUGGAGUCUGGAGAUAGAAAAGCAAGUCGCAGAGUACGAACAAAUCACAGAGGAUGCGAGAAGAACGGUAAAGAGUCUGCGUGAAGGGGCCUUUCUAGAAGCGAAAUGAGAAGAUAAAAAAAGGCUAAGAGGAGAAACGCAAAUGGCGAUUCGAAGAAGAGCUAAAUUAUAAGAAGAAAGGAUGGAGAUUAAGAGAGAAUUUGAGAAGAGACUUGAGGCGGAUGGAAGCAAGUCUGCGUAGGAAAGCGGUGCGAAAUUACCCUAAUUAACCAUCUCGAAGUUUCGAGGUACCCAUUUGGAUUGGCUACGGUUCUGGAACCAGUUUUAAACCGACAUUGAUAAGGCUGCAGUUACCCAAGUAGCAAAGUUUUCGUAUCUGAAAGAGCUGCUUAUUCCAAGAGUGUCGUAUCACGAGAAGUUGCGAUAAGUGUAAUGGCAGACAUCACACGUCAAUCUGUGACAAAGAACAGCCACAGUUGUUGCUAACCACUUAUGAAGAUACAGUUAUCUACCCAGUGGUGGUCGUCAGUGUGGAUGGGAUAACUUGCCGAACAUUAUUAGACACGGGCGCUAGUAGUGCAUAUGCCUCAGCAUUACUAAUCGAGAACUUUGCAAAACAACCAUCAAGAACAGAGCGUAAGAGAAUAAACAUGAUGAUGUACUCAACCACCUAGAAAAUAGAGCAGUAUGACGUGAAAAUUUCAAAUAUUCGAGGAAAGUUUGAGAUGGCAACAAAAGUGAGCAAGGUGGGCAAAGGUGUUCUGCUGUCAAUUCCAAAUCCUCAGUACACUGAUAAGAUCAAGGUGUUUCCGCACCUUGCGGGUGGGACCAUGGAUGAUGAAGCUACAUACUAGGAGCUAGUGAAUACUCAAGGAUCAAGACACAUACCAAGCUGGAGGUUGGAAAGGCCGGUGAACUGAUUGCAGAACUAACUACACUGGGCUGGACAAUGAUGUCAGCAGACUACGAACAGCUGUGUAGUCUAGACGUGCUGGGCCUAGAAGAUAGAGCAGACAGGAAUCAACAGUGUGUAUUUGAAGAGUUUAAAGAACAGCUAAGACAAAGUGCGAAGGGUUGGUAUAAAACAGGCUUUCUGUGGAAACAUGGGCACGAACUCCUACCAAACAACAAUGAAGGAAGCCUUAGAAGACUUGAAAACCUGGGCAAGAAACUUCAAAGAGAGCCGAAUGUCCUAGCUCGGUACGGUGACGUAAUUCAAGAUCAGCUGGCGACUGGGAUCGUAAAGCGAGUGACGUCAGAACCAGUAGGAAGAGAGUGUUAAAUACCACAAAAGUCCGUAAACAGAGAAUCAGCAGAAUCCACUAAACUUAGAAUUGUGUAUAACCCUUAAACCAACGCUAACGAGAAGAAUCCGUCCAGGAUCGAUUGCUGGGAAACAGUAUUGCUCUUCAGAACCGCCUUUGGGAUGCGCUAGUUUGUAACUGCCUUUAACCGAUAGAAUUAGCUGGUGACCUCAAGCAAGCAUUCCUCCAAGUGCGCAAGAUCGAGACGUCCUGCGGUUCCUCUGGUUCAAGGACACAACGAUGUUUGAAGUUGAAGUGUUAAGGUUCACCCCGUGCUUUGUUUGGCCUUGUGCAAUCGCCAUUAUUUCUGGAUGGGACGCUGCAAUAUCAUCUGAAAAGUCUGAAAGGAAGAUACCCAAAGGAAGCGGACAAUAUCCUGAAGAGCCUAUAAGUUGACAAUUUGACAACUGGUGGAGAAACAACAAAUGAUGUGUGCCAUUUGAAGAACACAGCUGUUGCAAUUAUUGGUGAAGCAGGUUUCGAGCUCCACAAGUGGCACUCCAACGAACAAACUUUAGAAUCCGAAGCAAGCAGUGAGCAAGAAGAUGAAAAGCAAAGUUAUGCAAAGAAACAACUUAGCGUUAAACCUGGCGAGACCAAGAUGAUCAGGCUACCUUGGGACAUGAUGGCAGUAACCUUCCCCGCAGCCCCCCUGAAGUGACGAAAGGAGAAACUAUACGACUCCUUGCGUCCAUUUAUGAUCCAUCAGGUAUUGCCUCACCAGUUUCCCUCGUGGGGAAGAUUUUAUCCCAAGAUAUAUGCGACCAGCGCAUAUCAUGGGAUGUGCGAGUACCCAAUAAAUUAGCAGAACGAUGGAACAAAUUCGAGAAGAGCCUAACAAACAUGGUACAAGUUACGAGUAGUCUAGCAGCAUUUUGCGAACCCAUCUGAACGAUAGAUUUACAUGCGUUUGGAGACACCAGUGGUGCAGGAACAGGUGUCACAGUGUAUGCAAUAGUUCAUCAACCCUCCAGGACGCGACAAAUCAAAGUUUACUCGUAGCGAAUUCCCAUCUGGCGAUACCAAGAUUAGAGUUGGUGUCGGCGCACAUGGCCUCAAAUCUCGAAGGGAACGUGAAAGACACCUUUGAAGGCCAGCCCAUAAGAUCAGUUUAUGGAUGGUUGAAUAGCACAUUGGCCCUACAUUGGAUUAAAGGCACAAGCAGUAUCUAUAAGCAGUUUGUUGGUAACAGAGUAAGCAAGAUAAAGGAAAAGGACUACAUUACCUGGAGUACAUGUCAGCACCCACCAGAACCCCGCAGAUGCAUGGAGCAGAGGCUGUUACGGAGCCAAGUUGGCCAACUUAUGGCUGAAAGGGCCUGAAUCGUUAGCGGACCCUGAAAGUUGGGCAGCAGAAAUUCUAACUGAGCCAAGCAAGGAAACUGAGGCGGAAGCUAAAUUGACUAAGGAAGUCUUCGGCACUGUUGCAGAGACCAAGAAUGAUCUAGAUAAGACCUUGAAAAAACACAGCUUCUGGAAGACAAUGCGAGUGACAGUAUGGAUUAUGCUUUUUGUACGAAACUGUAAGCAGAAGAAAUCAGAGCGACUUGCUGGCCCGUUGAUCACACCUGAGCCAUCCAAGGCAGUCCAUUGGUGCGUGAAAAGAGCACAAGAAAGCAACAUGGGGACAGAGAAGUUCAAGCAGGAUCAGUUAAGUCUGAAAUGUGCGAGAUAUCUCCGUCGUUGCAAAAAUGUGCUAUGGUCCCGAUGGACAGGGGAGUACAUCAGGAGCGUGAGAGGAAGGCAUAACCUCAACCAUAACAAAGGUGGACCACCCAUUGAGCAAGGAGACGUUGUUCUAAUACAGAGUGAUGAGCGUAACAGGGGCAAGUGGAACAUUCGCGUUGUGGUGAAGUUGAUCAAUGGAAGAGAUGGGAUCUUCUGAGGAGCAAGAUUGAAGGCAGGCAAAUCCUUCCUGGAACGAGCUAUUUCAUAGUUGUGUCCUAUGGAGCUAUCAUGUGAUUGUUUCAAGGAACCGGAAGUUCCAGUACCUAACCCAUGCGCCAGAGUGACAAUUCCUAGGGCAGCUGCUAUUGCAGCAGUAAAGAACAUUAAGGACAUUGAAGAGCGGGGAAAGGAAAUGAAUUGAACAUUUGAUUGAUGUUUGAUUCUGAUUUUCACUUUAUAGUAUUUGACACCUGCGGUAUCAAAUAGGGAGAGAGUGUCUUGACUUACGUAACAUGUUGUAACUUACCUUCCAAUUUUGACGGUUUUAUCUCGGACUAGUUUUUGAACUUUGAACAACGGACAUUUGAUAUAGUUAAGAAAGAAUGCAUGAUUUUGGAAUCAUAAGGGAACCAAGAUCAGGGUGUGAGCGAACGAGAUUAAAAUUGUUUCAAUUCAACCAAUUGUGAGUUCUUUUGUCAGUGUUGCCGAUUUCCGACAGCCACUGCCACAGCAACUGCCACGGCUACUACCACUACCACUGCCACUACCACUACAACUACAACUACCACUGACACUACCCCCGCCACUGCCACUACAACUACUGCCACUACCACUACCACUGCCACUACUACUGCUACUACCACUACCACUACCACUGCCACUGUGACUGCGUCUACCACCCAUCACUAUCAUUUCCUCUUAAACGAAAUUAACAAUUCAAAGUAUAACAACAGCCAGGUUAUGAUACACCAUAUCCACAAAAUUUUGUGGGGAAAUCAUGAAUCACAGCCUAACGGUAAAACUUUUUUAUUUAUUUAUUUAUUUUUUUUCAGGAGUUGUCACAUCAUUUGCAAGUAUCUCCAUCACUGAUGACAUGCCAACUGUUUCAAAUUUGGAUGCCAUCCAAUCUGAAGAAGAACAGACUUCACUUUUUGAUGACGCUCUUCCCACAGCUACUCAGGUAGAUAUAGAACAAAUAAGUAAACAACUGACAUUGAAGCUUGCGUUGAAAAUGAGAAUGUGAAAUGUAAAAUAGUUGAACUAUACAUUUCUUAGCUAUAGAUUUUUCUUUGUAGUUAAUCUUUGCUUGUUUUUGAUAGAUCUCUUUUGACUGUUGUCUUACGAUAGUCAGAAUGUUUUUGAUCGCGAUUUUUCGAGUAGUUACCGCUGAUCUUCAUGAUGUGAUUGUGUCAGUUUGCAGUGCUGAACCAUUAGCAACGCUGAGGUUGCUAGUACGUUUUGUUCUCAAACCUCACUCAUGGUUAGUGGAUUCCGAUCCUUGACUUUGUUGGAGUUAGUAGCCGUUCUUCAGAUAUAAUAUUACUGCUUUCAUCAUUCGGUCACCAAGGUCAGCGAAGAGAUCUGCCAUUACGCAAGAGUGAUUGCAAGAAGGAGAAAAGCGUGGUUUCAUUUAUAGAUAGUUACUAUUUGCAGCAAAACACAACUGGAUGACAUUGCGCAUGAGCAGACCAUUAUUUGUAGGCAGUUACUUGCAGUUCAUGUCGUAGGCUUUCAGCCAAUAAGAAAGGAAGAACAAUUUGCUUCGAAUUAUAAUAAUCUUUUCGUUAAUCAAUUCAGUUGGAGUACCUUCUGCCGAUUUUUCUGGUAGAUGACUACCUUCAGUUACCCUGCGAACGGAGGUUCCUCUCUUGUAUAUGCUCCCCGGGCGAAACAAACUACCUACGUGACUGACAAGCGACACAAAGACUUCGUAAACGCUAAAAGCCAUGCAAAAGCGAAACCUCUUUUCCCAGGUUAACCUCCAGUAAAAUUCUGUGAUUUGCGUAGCACUUCUUGCCCUCAACUUCGUGUUUGCCCCUGCAUUUAUUAUUGCUCGUCUGGAAUGUACUCACCCAAGUAAGCUCUUUAAAAGCCUCUUGUUUGCUGACAGAAUAAAUUAUUUUCCCAAAGGUUCCAGGGAACAGAAGUCCAUCAAGUAUGUCCCUUUCAAAAGAGUACACCGAAGAACAGUUGAAUUACUUCAGAAUUUGCUAUGCCUUUACUGAUAUUCUAGCCGAAGGCCUGAGAGAAAUUUUUAAACAAGAAUGGGACAUACGGCACAAAUUAACAAAAGGAGAAUGGAAAGACGAGCCUCAGAAUGGAAUGGAUUUUUAUAAUGGGGAGUCUUUCCGAAACAAAAGAAGAUAUGCUCAUCUUUUGGCCACAAUGCAAAACGGAAACAGAGGAGAAUGGGAUUGUUCAAUGCUUUUUUAUGCUAUUCUUUUUUCUGAUUGUGUGGGGCCCAGCCUUAGCGCAGCUGUGAGGAAAAAUGUGGAUGAUCUUCGAAAUUUCAGGAACCAAGAAUUCGCUCAUAAGCCAGAAGGCAGUCUCUCUGACAUAGAUUUUCAGAAUGCCAUUAGCAAACUUGGUAAGGCGUUUCAAGCUCUUGGUCUUCCCACUGUAAAAAUUCAAGACCUAAAAGUUCAGAGAACAUAUGCAACAGAAGAAUUUCGAAACAUUCUUAAGGAGGUAGAUGAUCUUAAACAAGAGGUUCAGGUCCGGGUCCAGUCCCUUGAAGAUGAGCUGCGGAAAAUAUCACCUUCAUUUUGUAUUCUCCCUCCUAAACCUUCACAUGACAUCGGUGGUCGUGAACGCGAGGUGUCAGAAAUAGCUCAGCAGCUGAGAGAGCUAAAGGAGUCCAGUCACAACAAGCUGAGUAUUCUGUACAUCUCAGGGAAUCCUGGAAGUGGCAAAUCACAGUUAGCUGGCCUCGUAGCUCAGAGGUUCUUUGACGAGGUCAAAGAAAUACCAGGAGGUUCGUCGUUUGUGAUGACCUUAGAUGCCGCAACCUCAGUUUCUCUCUUAGAGUCAUAUGCCUCACUCGCUCGCUGUUUAAAGUGUCCAGACUAUUCUGUUAUGGAAACCCUCAGCUCAAAGGACUGGAAUGUAGAAAAGAAGAUAACCAAUCUUAAGAUGCUUAUUUCUGGAAAAGUCAGCUGUUACACGUCGUGGUUACUGGUUGUUGACAAUGUCACAACCAUGUCUUCAGUAUAUAGUCAUCUACCACAGUGUGGAAACGAGGAUUGGGCAAUGGGUCAGUUGCUGAUUACAACUCAGAACACGGAGAUUAUCCCCCUUAAAAGCUCUUUCGUUUAUCAUGUCUCAGUGAGCAAAGGUAUGAAUCCUGACGAUGCCUGUUCCUUGCUGGUUAAGGUCUCUGGAAUACAAGAUAGCGAGCUGGUGACCAAAGUGGCACAAGAACUGGACUAUCAACCUCUUGCUUUAGUAGGCGCUGCCGUCUUUGUCAAAGAGAUGCGACAGGAUGAAGCAUCGAGGAAUUUUGGCUGGAACGAAUAUCUGAAGAUAUUAAAAAAAGAUAGAAGCGAACCUACGAAGGAUAUACUCGCAUAUACAAACCCAAUUUACCCAAAGUCAAUGACCAAAGCCGUGAUGUUAGCUUUGGAAACACUGAUGAGAUCCGACGAACUUGUCAAGCAUCUUUUCAUUUUCCUUUCCCUGUGCGCGCCUCAGCAUUUAACAGUGGACAUAGUAAUUAGUUACAUCGUUAACGUGCUCAAGCAGUGUGAUGAAGCGGACGAGGAACUAAUACGCAUGAGAUUAAGAAGAUGCUCACUCUUGCUCUUUGAAGAUAGCCAGGGUGGCUACUUCAUACGUGUGCACCAAGUUGUGUAUGAUGCAAUCAAAACUCUGAUGAAUAACACUCCAGAGGGUCAAACCCCCGAGGUCGUAAAUGCCGUUAUUUCAUCAUUUGAUACAUUUAUAAACGUUGUUCCACCUGAGAAUAGGAGACUUGAAACAAUGCAUAUCGUUCCACAUUUAAAAGCAUUGACCAUGGUAACUGACAGGGUGUUCAUGAAAGAAAAUUUGUUUCAAGUUCACAAUAAAGACAUAUCAGAUCAAUGUGAAAACCUUGCACAGAUUUGUGAAAUGCAUAGUGAACUUAAUGUGGCAAAAACGUAUUGGCAAUAUUCUCUCACUGUAAAUCUUGAGAAGGUCUGUCCUAAACAUGCUGAUGUUACAAGGGGCUACAAUAAAUUAGCUACACUUUAUAUGGCCUUAGGUGACCUCGAGAAAGCAAAGGAGUAUCAGGAACGUGCUCUAGCUAUCCAGCUCAAGAAGCUCGGCGUGGCAUCUGUUCCGGUUGCAACAAGCUACAGUAACUUAGCUUCAAUAUACAAGGACUUAGGUGACCUCCAGCAAGCCAAGGCGUAUCAGCAACGUGCUUUAGCGAUAGGACUAGACAAGCUUGGUCCCGAACAUGUUGAUGUUGCAAGAAGCUUCGCUAAUUUAGCUUCAAUUUACAUGGACCUAGGUGACCUCGAGCAAGCCAAGGAGUAUCAGCAACGUGCUUUGGCGAUUACGCUGGACAAGCUCGGCCCUGAGGAUGUUGAUGUUGCAAGAAGCUACAAUAAGUUAGCUUUAAUUUACCAUAACCUAGGUGACCUCGAGGAAGCCAAGGAAUAUCAGCAACGUGCUCUAUUGAUUACCCGGAGCACGCUCGGUGCUGAACAUGUUGAUGUUGCAACAAGCUACAAUAACUUGGCGUCAAUUUACAAGGACCUAGGUGACCUCGAGAAAGCCAAGGAGUAUCAGCAACGUGCUCUACAUAUCCAGUUGAAGGCGCUUGACCCGGAACAUGUUUCUGUCGCAUCAAGCUUCAAUAACCUAGCUUCAAUUCACCUGGCCUUAGGUGACCUCGUGCAAGCGAAGGAGUAUCAGCAACAUGCUCUAAACAUCGAAAUCAAGAAGGUCGGCCCAAAAGAUGUUUCUGUUGCAAUAAGCUUCAAUAAUUUAGCUUCAAUUUACCUGGCCUUAAGUGAUCUCGAGCGAGCCAAAGAGUAUCAGCAAUAUGCUCUUGCUAUCCAGCUCGAAAAGUUCGGCCCAGAACAUGUUUCUGUUGCAUCAAGCUACAGUAACUUAGCUAUAGUUUACCUGGACCUAGGUGACCUCCAGCAAGCCAAAGAGUGUCAAGAGCGUGCUUUAAAGAUCCUGCUCAAGAAGCUCGGCCCGAAACAUUAUUCUGUUGCAGCAAAUUUCAGCAACUUAGCUUCAAUUUUCAAGGCCAUGGGUGACCUCGAACAGGCCAAGGAGUAUCAGCAGCGUGCUUUAGCCAUCGAAAUUGAUAAGGUCGGCCCGCAUCAUAUUUCUGUUGCGACAAGCUACAAUAACUUAGCUUCAAUUUCCAAGGCCGUAGGUGACCCUAAGCAAGCUAUGGAGUAUCAGGAACGUGCUCUUGCUAUCCAAUUAACGAAGCUUGGCCCGAAUCAUGUUUCUGUCGCAUCAAGCUACAGUAACUUAGCCUCAAUUUUUAUGGCCUUAGGUGACCUCGAGCAAGCCAUGGAGUAUCAGCAGCGUGCUUUGAAUAUCCAACUCAAGAUGCUCGGCUCUGAACAUGUUUCUGUUGCAUCAAGCUACAGUAACUUGGGUUCAAUUUACCUGGAUUUAGGUGACCUCGAGCAAGCAAAGCAGUUUCAGCAACGUGCCCUAGCUAUAAGACUUCACAAGCUUGGCUCGGAACAUGUUUCUGUUGCAACAAGCUACAGUAACUUAGCGUCAAUUUUCAUGACCUUAGGUGACCUCGAGCAAGCCAAGGAGUAUCAGCAACGUGCUCUAGCCAUCCAGCUUGAAAAGCUCGGUCCUGAACAUGCUUCUGUUGCAUCAAGCUUCAAUAACUUAGCUUCAAUUUACAAAGCCCUAGGAGACCUCGAGCAAGCGAAGGAAUAUCAGCGGCACGCUCUAGCUAUCUUGCUCAAGAAGGUCGGACGAAAGGAGAUCGGCCCAUAAAAUUAGUUCAGUAAAUAGUCUUCUCCCGUAGUCCUGUUGUGGAAGCUGAUCACGUAGUCAUGUAAGAAUAAUUAAAUUUAGAUUUGUAGAACGCCUGUUUGCUUAGUCCUCCGCUCAAACCCUGUGAGAAAUAUGGGGAAGGAUUUGAAAAACAAUUAGUAAUAUCCAGUAGUAUAGCAAUGUUUUACGACUUCUCUUUGUUAGUAGGCAAUAUAAGGGGAAUGUUAAGAAAGAAUCUAUUAAUGAAUAUACUUGAAUUCCUGACUUUAAUCAAAGUCAAAUUGCUUUGUCGCUGCAGUUUCUUCGCAGUAACUACUCCCUCAGUACACAGUUUCUAGUAUCGUGGUGUUCGUUGUCAGUGAAUAUUUUGAAAGAAAAAAGUAAUCUUCGAGAUGGAAGACCCAGGUUGCAAAGAAAGUUAAUGUUAACUAACAUCUACUAGCCCGAAAAACAUUUUUCACGAGC